CUUACCCCAAACAUACGCCUCUACACCGUUCCUUCAGCUCUGCAGCCCCAAUCCACUCUCCUAUUAGCGUUUUACUCUGCCCUUAGCAAAGUGGAUUGAUUUGAAAACGGCAGCACCUGGCUGCAAAGCUAUCCUUUCGUGAAUAAUCAUCAACCAUUAAUGCUAUUCUCUACUAACAAGGAAGAACAUGAUUGAAUGAAUCCUGUCUUUCCACAAUAGGUGAAUCACAAAAAAGAAAUGGUGACAAUGGCCAAGUUGACAGAGUCCAUGAGUGACUUUGCUUCUAAUUUGCCUAAACAAUUAAUUCCUGUUGAAUUAUUGACAGAGGAAAAUGGAGUAGUAAGCACUCUUUAUGGCUCGGCUGGGUGUUACCUUUCAAAAUCUACAAGCUAAUGUCCUGGAGGGGGACUCAAUGGAUCAGGAUGUAGAAAGCCCAGUAACCAUUCACCAACCAAAAUUACCCAAGCAAGCCAGAGAUGAUCUACCAAAACACAUCAGCAGAGACCGAGCUAAAAGAAAAAUCCAGAGGUACGUGAGGAAAGAUGGAAAGUGCAAUGUUCACCACGGCAAUGUGAGGGAGACCUACCGUUACCUGACUGAUAUCUUCACAACCUUAGUUGAUCUGAAAUGGAGGUUCAACCUGUUGAUCUUUGUUAUGGUUUACACAGUGACAUGGCUCUUCUUCGGCAUGAUCUGGUGGCUUAUAGCUUAUAUCCGAGGAGAUAUGGACCAUAUAGAGGACCCCACAUGGACUCCAUGUGUCACUAACCUCAAUGGGUUUGUCUCAGCUUUUUUAUUCUCAAUAGAGACAGAAACCACCAUUGGUUAUGGCUACCGAGUCAUCACAGACAAGUGUCCUGAAGGAAUUAUCCUCCUUUUAGUCCAGUCUGUGUUGGGCUCUAUAGUCAAUGCAUUCAUGGUAGGCUGCAUGUUUGUAAAAAUAUCGCAGCCUAAGAAGAGGGCAGAGACCCUGGUAUUUUCUACCCAUGCAGUAAUCUCCAUGCGGGAUGGGAAGCUAUGCCUGAUGUUCCGGGUGGGGGACCUUAGGAAUUCCCACAUCGUUGAGGCCUCAAUUAGAGCCAAGUUGAUCAAAUCUAAACAGACCACAGAAGGAGAGUUCAUACCACUGAACCAGACAGAUAUCAAUGUAGGGUAUUACACAGGGGAUGAUCGUCUGUUUCUCGUGUCACCGUUGAUCAUUAGCCAUGAAAUUAAUCAACAGAGUCCUUUUUGGGAGAUCUCCAAAGCCCAGCUGCCCAAAGAGGAACUAGAAAUUGUUGUGAUCCUAGAAGGAAUGGUGGAGGCAACAGGAAUGACAUGCCAAGCCCGGAGUUCUUAUGUGACCAGUGAGAUCCUGUGGGGUUAUCGUUUUACUCCUGUUCUGACACUAGAGGAUGGUUUCUAUGAAGUAGAUUACAACAGCUUCCAUGAGACAUAUGAGACCAGCACACCGUCUCUUAGUGCCAAAGAGCUGGCAGAAUUGUCCAACAGGGCUGAACUGCCUCUGAGUUGGUCUGUGUCCAGCAAACUCAACCAUCAUGCUGAACUGGAAACUGAAGAGGAAAAAAACCAUGAAGACCAAACAGAGAGGAAUGGUGAUGUGACAAAACUAGAGAAUGAAUCCAAAGUUUAAAAUCUUGGGUGGAGCAUCCCCUUGUCCUCAUACAACAUUUGUUUAUUUCUUUCUUUUUCCCUCAUUUUAAUGUGUUGUUUGUUUUUUUUUUUAAAAAAAAAAAAAAGGAAAUCUUCAAGGUGUGAAAUAUCCGCCUGCCCAUUCUCAAAUACAGAGCUUCACAAAGCCGUCAAAGACCUAGUGGCUGUGGCCUCUGUUAGUGGUCUCCUCUCAGACUGUCAUACUUUCAAACUCUUGUAGAUUUUAGCUGGAGAUGUGCAUGAGAUCUGUGAUACCAGGUUGCUUAAAAAAAGAGAGUCAUAUUUAAUACCUGGAACAUGAAAAGCCAUCUCUGGUGCCUAACCAUUCCUAUAGUAAGUAGAGAAUAGCUCUAAAUUGUAUAUAUUCCAGCAAAUUUCACAGAUAGGGUGAUGUGCUUGCCAGAAGUGGGCAUCACCUUUCUAAAGCAGUUAUGUUAAAAGACCUACAGUUUAACAAGACACUGUACAUAUGCCUUAUGUCAUUUUUUUCUCUUCACAUUUAGUAAUAAAACCCAGCAUGUACACAGAUACUGUAGUAAAGACCUUCUAAAUAAUGUACAUAGUUGUGCAACUUAUGUAGAUUUAGACACCUAACUUUAGAAGUAACUUUCUGAAAAAAAAAAUCUACCAAACAUUGUAUAGUAGGCAUUUCUGUUCUAACAUUUGCAUUUCUCAAAUUGUUUCAAUCCCCUUUUAUUAUCUGGCCCUUUGGUGCAUGGCCCUCUCUUCAGUGUAUCACACUGGCAGCUAUUUAGGUCACCUCAACGUUCCUUUAGUGAUUUUUUCUAAAAAGCCAUAGGUCUGGGGGGAGCUGGGAUUGGGAAGUUAAGAAACCACCACAAAUUUACAGAUUUCUUGUGACAUAUUUACUAAAUUAAUCUUUUUUUAUUAGGACAAGGCUAUCAUUCUAAGAUAGUCCUCAUCUAUCAACCUGGUCUGUGGUAGCAUCUAGGGAAUAAGAUUAUCUCCCACAUAACCAUUAAUACAUCUUCACAUCAGCCUUUUCUUUUAAAGUAUAAUAGUUUGGGGGGGGAAAUUCAAAACUUUUUGUGUCCAAGUGGUUCCAUCAUAACCUUUGGAAAACUUGGAAAUUGAUAUACUAGCUAUGGGCAUGUUAGACCUAAAGUUGUAGGAUUUCAUGAAAGGAUUCAAUGAAUGACAUUUAUUAAGAUCAUUAGACAUUUUAUUGAUUUUGGAAUGCUAAAAAAAAAAUCUCUUUUUCCUUACCUCACCAACCCACUCCUUCCUCGACUUCCAGAUGUGUUUUUAUCACUAUUCACACAGAACUAACAUAAAGGAAUAUGACAGUCACAAAGGACUUGCAACUAGACUUUUUUCCCCUGAAAGAUUCAUUACCCAAGUGCUAGAUUAUUAAUCUGCAUCAACUUUGAGAAACUAUUUCUGCAGUAGGGUAAAAGGUUAUAAACCUGACCCUGAAGUCACCCAUAAUCAAAACAAAACAAAAGAACUGCAGCCUUAAUUUUUAAAAUUGCAUGUAUAUAUCUUAUCUGCCUAGUCUGAAAAAGGAGGAUUCACUUUUUUUUACAAGUAUUUUUUGUACAGAAUAUUUGAAUUAUAAAGUGAUAAAUACAGACACACACAAAAAGAAAAAAAAAAAACACCUCAGGAGAAACUUAGUGGGCAGGUGGAAAUUUUGCACUGUGACAGAUCUUUCACAUUAAUUUCACAUCUAUAAACUAUCUGUCCCCAAACACAGUGGCCCAUCAUAUUUAUUUAUUCAGUGGAUGUGUUUAUUUUCAGCUUUAACAGCUGUGCUGUUUGAGAUUUUGCAUCAUCUAGGUCAAAAGAGAUCAAAACUGUUUCUGUUUCCUCUCCCCUCCCAGUCGGAGAAGCACAUUCCUUUGCUGUACUGGGGUGGGAGUGGAGGUUUUGUCUAUUCUAAAAGACUUUUACGGAGAAGCAGGGUGUGGUCCCCCCAAAGUCAAUGACAAUUCUGGAGGCAGUCUGGGAUCUGUCUUCACAUACUCUGAUGGGUCUGCUCCAAGAUAACUUUUUUCUUGCCCUUUACUUUAGUGAAACAAAGCUGUUGGCUGUUGGCUCUUCUGCUUUGCUGGGAAUGCCAAUGCACUGAAUAUCUAUUGAGUACUUCUCUUCAUACGUCACACUGUAAAUGUAAAGCUGUUCUCCAGGAAGAGAAAAUUCAAUAUUUCAUGUGCUAAAGCAGUUUGCUUCUCUGAGAGAAAACCAUCAUCACCAAUUUCAGGGUGGAGAAUGAUAACCUUGUAUCAGUGGUAGCCUUAUAAACGGAGUGCCUCAAAGUGAGGGAAAUAACCAACUGUGCCCAUAAGGCUUAAUAUCUCUGUAUCAGCCUUGGGUUUUAGAGCAAAGCAAAGGAAGCUGUGAUCAAGUCCAUCCCCACUCUAACUUUUAAUUCUCAAAUACCUUCCUAGUUGGCCGAGUUGAAAGAGCAGCUCAGGGCCCUACUGAACUUUUACAUGCCCUUUAGCACAAAUAAAAAAACAGAAAAACUUUAUGCCAAUGAGGGCAUGUGCAUGUGUAACUUCUAUUUUUGUGACUGUGGUACUUAAAACUUAAUGUCUCUCCUUCUCAAUGUCUUUAGUAUCAAUGUAGUAUGAGAGAGAAAGUUGACCAAAUCUUUUGGGUUUGUGGUUUAUUUCUUUGGGUUUGUUUUGGUUUUUGGUUUUUUUGUAACAUGAGCUUUCUAAGCUUUAAAAGGGGAAGCUUCACAGAAACUUUGUACUAGAAUGUCCCUAACAAACAGCCUCUAUUUUUCUACAAUUAUUAAGCAGUUUAACAAUGUAUUUUGUGUCAAUUACUUCGACUUCACUAUCAAAAUUUCAGAACUAAAUGUUAUUAAGACUGAAUUUUCCAAGUGGCAAGUAUUGAAUGGUAUUUUUCAUUACUAUUUAUGCUACAAUUGCUAUCCAUUCUAUUCUUUACCCAGUAUUUUAAAGAAUUGAUUUUAAUGUAACUGCAUUACAAACAAUGGUUGCUCCCAAAUUAUUAUUUUGGUUUGUUGAUUCAUUUAGGUUAGUUUUUUAGGAAUUUAUGGAGAAGUAGGAGACUAGGCUAAAACACCAUAGAGUGUCUGCUCACAUUCUGAGAGAAAAUGGCUCUGAAUGAAUGUCUCCUUAAUAGGCUGAUGAUCCUAACAGGGCAGUGGUUUUUGGAAUAGAUUUCCCUCAAGAUACCUGCUAAAAUCCUCAUAUUCUCACACCCCACCACAAUAUGCUUCACAAGUGGAAGCAAAAUAUGUUCAUUUUUAAAUUGACUUUAUGUAACUAAUAAAAAUGUUUUCUGUUGUC
This is a messenger RNA of Dromiciops gliroides (monito del monte), 4940 nucleotides long. RefSeq names its product potassium inwardly rectifying channel subfamily J member 6 (gene KCNJ6). Gene Ontology annotation, cellular component: plasma membrane. The record is from RefSeq and is a predicted model, not a curated record. Gene Ontology annotation, molecular function: G-protein activated inward rectifier potassium channel activity. Gene Ontology annotation, biological process: potassium ion import across plasma membrane; regulation of monoatomic ion transmembrane transport. NCBI's taxonomy places the organism in Eukaryota, Metazoa, Chordata, Mammalia, Microbiotheria, Microbiotheriidae. The coding region runs from base 353 to 1633 and encodes 426 amino acids. The transcript has 7 exons.